CUUGCGGCGGGGUGGGCGCGGCGCGGAGCCGCCCUCGGCGGGGCGCUAAGAUGGCGGCGCUGUGGCACGUGAAGCUGUCCGGGGAGCUGGAGCGCUGCCGGGCCGAGCGGCACUGGGCGCAGCUCCGGCAGCUGCUGCGCCACCAGCUGCCGCCGCACGGCAGGGCCCCGCGCAAGGCGGCGGCGGGCGCCGAGGAAGCCGAGGACUAUGGGAACAUGCUGCUUGCCGAAGUCCUGCUGGAAGAAUGCUUGCAGGAAAACUUUGCCAAACUGAAGGACUCCAUCCCCCUGACAGAGAAGAACGAGCCCAAACUGGGUGAGGCUAAGCAGUGCCUGACCAACAUCUUAAGCAGAGGAAAGCUGCGGCCUAAGUAUAUGGUAGAAGCUAUGCUGAUCCUAGGGAAGCUUCAUUACGCAGAGGGAUCCUACAGAGAUGCCAUCAGCAUGUAUGCAAAAGCAGGGAUCGAUGACAUCUCUACAAAAGAUGAACCCCUGUACAUGCUGCGUUUGGUGACUGAAGCCUUCGUUAUUAAAGGUCUGUCGCUGGAGCGCUCGACCAACUCAAUCGCCUCACGCGCUCGCCUGUGUGAGAGGGAGGAGGAGGUCAUGGCUUGUUUCGAGACUGCGUGUGUCGUUGCCCAAGUGUACUUGCAGGAGCUUGAAAAGACCUUAAACAGCACACAUUCAAGGAGUAUAAAGGGCAGCAACAUGACGUACUCUGAGUUUGAACUGUCCUACUUCCUGGAAGCAGCUCUACAGAGUGCCUACGUGACUCAUUUAAAGAAGGGCAAUAUUGUGAAAGGAAUGAGGAGUCUGCGAGAAAUACUACGGACUGUGGAAACGAAAGCUACUCAGACCUUCAAAAUGACCGCAGCCAAGCAGCUAGCCCAAGUACUUCUCCACUCCUUAAGCGAAGACUGUUACUGGAGCCCUUUAUCUGAUCCUCUUCCUGAGUUGAUGAACAAGGAAGAUCAGUCUUACGUUAGCAAUCUUCUUUGUCGGAAGCCCGAGCUAUACACAGAAGAGAACGUUUACUGCCCUCGGGACAACGUAGAAGAAGCUCUUCUUCUCCUCUUAAUCAGUGAAUCCAUGGCAAACCGGGACGCAGUGAUCAGCCGUGCCCCUGACCAGCAGGAUGACCGGGCUGUCAGCCUCCGGGAUGCUUCUGCAGUCUACGACCUUCUCAGCAUCACACUGGGCAGAAGAGGGCAGUAUGUCAUGCUUUCUGAGUGCUUGGAGAGAGCCAUGAAGUUUGCAUUUGAUGAAUUUCACCUUUGGUACCAGCUUGCCCUGUCCAUGGUGGCUUGUGGAAAGUCAGCAUAUGCUGUAUCAGUGCUCAAAGAGUGUGCUAAACUGCGACCAGCAGAUCCCACCGUUCCUCUUCUGGCUGCCAAGGUCUGCAUUGGGUCACUGCACUGGCUGGAAGAAGGAGAAAACUUUGCUAAAAUGGUGAUAGACCUGGGUGAAGAUGCUGGAGAGUCCCUAGCAAAGGGUUACCUGGCACUGGGUCUUUCAUACAGUCUUCAAGCUACUGAUGCUACUCUGAAGAGCACUCAGGAUGAAUUCAACAAGAAAGCACUUCAGACUUUGGAGAGAGCACGUGAGUUGGGCCCGGAAGAUCACCAAAUCAUCCUCUACUUGUCGCUGCAGCUGGCUCUCGUCAGACAGAUUUCUGAUGCUAUAGAACAUCUUCAGGAAGCAUUGCAGCUGUGCAAAGAUGACAUGAAUUCUCUGCAUCUACUGGCCCUCUUAUUUUCAGCUCAGAAGCACUAUCAGCAUGCGCUGGAUGUUAUCAACAUGGCUAUUGUUGAAUACCCAGAAAGCUUUAGCUUACUCUUCACCAAAGUAAAACUGGAAUGGAUGCAUAAAGGACCUGAGGAGGCUCUGGUGACAUGCAGGCAUAUGUUGCAGUUGUGGCAGAUGGUAUAUUCUGUUUUACAGCACAGUGGCUCUGAGAAAGGAAGUAGUGUGACCGAAACACCAGUGAUCAAAAAGCAUAACGGACUGCAUCUCACGCUCCCGGAUGCUCAUGAUACUGAUUCUGGAUCACAGCGAGCCUCUUCCCUUGCUGCAUCAAGACUGGAGCAGGCCAUGUCUGAAAUAACUAUGCAGAGCAGCACGAUGAAGCAAGGACCUAUGCAGCUGUGGACAGCUCUUGAACAAAUCUGGCUUCAAGCUGCUGAACUCUUCAUGGAACAACACCAUCUCAAAGAAGCCGGCUUUUGUAUCCAGGAGGCAGCUACUCUUUUCCCCACAUCUCAUGCUGUACUGUACAUGCGUGGGAGGCUUGCAGAGAUGAAAGGCAAUUUGGAGGAGGCUAAGCAAUUGUAUGAUGAGGCACUCACAGUGAAUCCAGCUGGAGUCGAAAUUAUGCACAGCCUGGGCCUGGUGCUCAACAGGCUUGGGCGGAGGGAGCUGGCCCAGAAGGUCCUCAGAGACGCCAUCCAGAUCCAGAACACCAGCCACCAGGCCUGGAACAGCCUCGGGGAGGUCCUGCAAGCUCAGGGGAAAAAUGAAGCAGCCAUCGAAUGCUUCCUCACCGCUCUGGACCUCGAAUCCAGCAGUCCUGUCAUCCCCUUCACUGUCAUACCCAGGGAGCUCUGAGGCUUCUUCAUUCCAUGGACAGACACCAACAGACAGACAAAAAGACAUACAGCGAAGAAACUGGAUUUAACACAAAAGUGCCAUUGUAACCCGGAAUUGGGCAAAAUAAUUCCAGGAUGGGGCUCAGGUCUACAUGCUUAGCUGAGAUGAGUCUAACUGUAGAGGAAUUUGCAACAGGCAGAGAAAGAGAAUGCCUUUUUUCUUCACAGAUGCCUGGUUAACCCCCUGUUCAAGUUAAUAGAAAGACUUAUUUCAAAGUGUUGGUUCAAGGUGACUGUCUGUAGAAUAGGUUGUGCUGGAGUACAAUCUAUUUCAAAUCUAGUUCAAAGCACUUGCACCUUUUAGCUUUUAUUAAGGAUGAAAACCCCAAAUCCAAAGAUAAAACCCCCAAACCCUGAGUUAAAGCCCAGACCAGCUCUAAACAGGAGUAAAUGCCCCAACUAAUGUACCAAGUUGUAUUUAAGCACCUAGCUGCCUCCACACAGAUCUGACAGCAUAGGAAUGGCAAUUAUACCAUAUAGAUGUGCAGUAUAUGCCAUUUACAAAAUUAUUUCAGCUAUUCUAAUAAUCCUUUUUCUUAGCCUUGCUCUUAUAUACUGCAUAUACACACUAUAUUUAGUGUGGCAUUUGCCUAGACCAGUUUAAAUUAAAAAUAGUUUUUAUUUUUAAGCUGCUAUUGUAGUGUGAUUCACAAAAGCAGAAAGACCAAAGACCCAAUCAGUUCACACUUGGCCUAGCAUUAAAAGCAUCUAUGUAUCUCCAGUUACAUAUUACUGAAAGGCCUUUCUUGCAGUAGCUAAUUAUGAACUCUGAGCUUCAUUCUCGUUAAUCACCCAUUCCCUCACUUCCAGUGAGGAACGAAGCGAUUACCAGCAGAUAGUGACUGAGCUCUGUGCUUGACUGCGGUGCUGUUCCCGGCACCAAACCCGUUCAUGUCUGUCUGGUCGUGGCCUAAAAGACAGCAGCAUUCUGCUAAGGGAAAGCGAGCUGAAAGCAGCACGCACAUGUAAGAAUUGCUUUUCUUUGAAAACUAAAUCCUGGGAUUUUCUGCAGACAUCUCACGUCAGAGGUAGGGGCUGCGCCUGCAGCGGAGCGGGCUCUUGUUGUGCAUCGCUUCAGAUGUGAGCGUGAUCCCCGCAGCCGUCCGAAGAGCUCCUAAUCCCCUGCCCUCCCGCUGGCUGGCCGGGGUGGGGAGGCAGCUGCCGGACCCCACGCUAAGCCGAUCCUCACCUGGCUCUGCGUGACUUGCCCGCAGCCCCUGCAGCCAGCUGGAGCUGUAACGGGCUGCCAGCCCCGGCCGCGGCGCUCCCAAGGCAAAAGGGAUGCAAAAAUGAGCCGCGGGCGCUUUCCUACACAUAAAGUUAGGGCCACGUGCCCGUUCCUGACCAAAGAAGGCUUGUGCCUGCUCCACGAGUGGGUUUGCACUGAAACACACAGUGUACGAUGGCUGUGCCCAGUAUUGCAGUCUGCAGCUAGCUCCUUCCAGAAAUCCUAACAUCCUCAGGCAGUAAAUGAAUCGGGGUUAUUCCUGCAAGACCCCGAGGCACUGGAGCAGUCUUGAAGUCAGCAUUGUUUACACUUGGUUGGAGACCUGCAGGCUAGCGGAGACCUCCUGGGCCGUGCCUGUGCUUUUGCUCCUGCCCUGGCCUCCUCUGGAGGCACCCACGCCCAGGCAACAGGCUACACCAAGCUCUCCACGCAGCCUGUUGCACGCCCAAGCCGAUUUUUGGGGUGACACCAGACUGGUGCAAGAGCCCAGCAUAUUCCUCUGCUCACCCAGGUGCUGGGAGGAGGGAAAGCAACGCAGAAAGCACUCAGCCCAUCAGGUCUCCAGCUUCUCCGUGGCACACAGGCCCCAGCCGAGGCUCCUCAGGCCAGAGGCAGGUUUCCACCAAGACGAGCCUUCUGUCUAAGACACAGAAGAGUCCCUGUGGUCUGACAUCUCCGCCUUCCUCUGCAGCAUCUGCCUGCAGGGCACUGCCAUGGUAACCCCCGUGAACCAGACAGCUCUUCGAGUCCAAGCCGUGCCUCAGUCCCUGCGACUGCUCUGGCAAUCUCUGUGCUAAGAGGUCAGUAACAGCAGACAAGCAGCUGCUCGCAGACCUCGUGUGCAGGUGCUUUGUGUCCAUCAGCCAGCCAGGUGCUGGCCCUGCAGCUGCUUCGUGCCCCUGGGGGUGGCACUGGCACUGGAAUCGCAGCCCUGAGGUGCUCUGCUGCCAGAAGAUGCAGCUCCCGUCAGCAUCAAGAGGGGUUACACAGGUGAGGCAUCUCCACACCACAGCCCCGACACCAGCUGCAGACACAGCUCUGCCUCAGCGAUGGAUUUGGACUCGGCCCCAGGAUUUGCAGGGCACAAAGCACGUUCGCUGGAACAGUGCAUUUCUGUAAGGUUGCCGGUA
Anas platyrhynchos (mallard) is the source of this 5002-nucleotide messenger RNA. It is a transcript of the gene TTC7A, whose product is annotated as tetratricopeptide repeat domain 7A. The record is from RefSeq and is a predicted model, not a curated record. Gene Ontology annotation, biological process: protein localization to plasma membrane; phosphatidylinositol phosphate biosynthetic process. Gene Ontology annotation, molecular function: protein binding. Gene Ontology annotation, cellular component: plasma membrane. Lineage: Eukaryota; Metazoa; Chordata; Aves; Anseriformes; Anatidae.